Thelazia callipaeda (thelaziosis nematode) is the source of this 345-nucleotide messenger RNA. NCBI's taxonomy places the organism in Eukaryota, Metazoa, Nematoda, Chromadorea, Rhabditida, Thelaziidae. The record is from the annotation of a GenBank genome assembly.
AUGGUCUUGUACCGGCGACGUAUCUCACAAGUGUCUGCCUUAUCAACUUUCGAUGGUAGUUUAUGUGCCUACCAUGGUUGUAACGGGGAGCCUGAGAAACGGCUACCACAUCCAAGGAAGGCAGCAGGCGCGCAAAUUACCCACUCUCGGCAUGAGGAGGUAGUGACGAAAAAUAACGAGACCGUUCUCUUUGAGGCCGGUUAUCGGAAUGGGUACAAUUUAAACCUGUUAACGAGGAUCUAUGAGAGGGCAAGUCUGGUGCCAGCAGCCGCGGUAAUUCCAGCUCUCAAAGUGUAUAUCGUCAUUGCUGCGGUUAAAAAGCUCGUAGUUGGAUCUGCGUCUUAG